AUGUCGACACUCAACGUAGAUGCAAAGCAUAUCCCUCGCUCUUCGUCACCGUUCCCAAAUACGCCGGUGACUGACAAGAAGGGCAACGAAAUUAAGACGGUAGGAUAUAAGCGCUUUGGAUUCGACUCGGAGGUCCCGAUCGAUAUCCUGCGUUCGCUGUACCUCCGCCCACACUACGUUGCGACUGUUUCAGGGGACCAGGAAGACUCUCAAGUAGCCCAAUUUGUGACUGGCCAGUUUGCAGAAUAUCAGUCCAAAUCGAUCUACCAUCCCCAGACCCAGUCUAUCUCGUAUACAACCCUAAGUCGCUUCCCCCCCGUGAAAUUGCUCCCCAACAGCGAGAAGAAACGCAUUCUUGUCACUGGUGGAGCCGGUUUCGUUGGGAGCCAUCUCGUCGACCGCCUCAUGCUCCUCGGUCACGAUGUUACUGUCCUUGAUAACUUUUUCACCGGUUCCAAGACUACUGUCUCUCACUGGGUCGGUCAUCCCAACUUUGAGAUGGUCAGACACGAUGUAAUCGAACCAUUCAUGAUUGAAUGCGACCAAAUCUAUCACCUCGCGUGCCCUGCAUCGCCCCCGCACUAUCAAUUCAACGCGGUCAAGACUAUAAAGACUUCAUUUAUGGGCACUCUAAACAUGCUUGGAUUGGCCAAGCGCACCAAAGCGCGUUUCCUCAUCACCUCGACCUCAGAGGUAUACGGAGACCCAGAGGUCCACCCUCAAAGCGAAGAGUACUGGGGUCAUGUAAACCCUAUCGGACCUCGCGCAUGCUACGACGAGGGAAAGCGUGACGGCGUCGAUGUCCGCGUGGCGCGUAUAUUCAACACGUUCGGCCCACGCAUGAACCCAUACGAUGGACGCGUCGUUUCGAACUUUAUUAUCCAGGCUCUCAAGGGCGAGGACAUGACUGUAUAUGGCGACGGUCAACAGACUCGUUCGUUCCAAUACAUUCACGAUCUCGUCGACGGGCUUAUUAGCCUUAUGAACUCGGAUGAGACUCGCCCCGUGAACAUUGGUAACCAGGAUGAGUUUACGAUCCUCAAAUUUGCGGAACACGUAAGGGAUAUUGUGGAGAAGGUCCAAAAGGAAGAUGGCACUCCCCUCAAGCCCAAGAACGGGACGGACAGAGUUAAUAUCAUUCACGGCCCUAUGCCAACCGAUGAUCCCCAGAAGCGUCGUCCCGAUACUACGCGUGCAAAGGAAGUCCUUCAAUGGGAACCCAAAUGGACUGUGGAGAUGGGUGUCGAGGAGAUGGUUCGUUACUACAAGGCCAAGAUGGCCGAGGGUGCUAUUUAA
Molecule: messenger RNA, 1296 nt
Organism: Rhizoctonia solani
Lineage: Eukaryota; Fungi; Basidiomycota; Agaricomycetes; Cantharellales; Ceratobasidiaceae
Product: GDP-mannose 4,6-dehydratase
Exons: 7
Coding region: 1-1296 (431 amino acids)
Biological process (GO): D-xylose metabolic process
Cellular component (GO): cytoplasm
Molecular function (GO): NAD+ binding; UDP-glucuronate decarboxylase activity
Source: RefSeq, a predicted model, not a curated record